Messenger RNA from Penicillium chermesinum, 1017 nucleotides. RefSeq names its product putative serine/threonine protein kinase (Nrc-2). Gene Ontology annotation, cellular component: nucleus; cytoplasm; plasma membrane. Gene Ontology annotation, molecular function: protein serine/threonine kinase activity; ATP binding. The transcript has a single exon. Gene Ontology annotation, biological process: intein-mediated protein splicing; protein phosphorylation. NCBI's taxonomy places the organism in Eukaryota, Fungi, Ascomycota, Eurotiomycetes, Eurotiales, Aspergillaceae. The record is from RefSeq and is a predicted model, not a curated record. Bases 1 to 1017 code for a protein of 338 amino acids.
AUGAUCAAACGCAACAAGAUCAAGCGUGCGUUGGCUGAACAAGAAAUCUUGGCUACAAGCAACCACCCCUUCAUCGUCACUCUCUACCACUCCUUCCAGUCAGAGGACUAUCUUUAUCUGUGCAUGGAAUACUGCAGCGGUGGAGAGUUCUUCAGAACUCUCCAAACGCGACCUGGCAAGAGCAUUUCCGAGGAUGCUGCUCGGUUUUAUGCCGCUGAAGUCACUGCUGCUCUGGAGUAUCUUCAUCUUAUGGGUUUUAUUUACCGGGACCUGAAGCCGGAAAAUAUCCUGCUCCACCAAUCGGGCCAUAUCAUGCUUUCAGACUUCGAUUUGUCCAAGCAGUCUGGUCCCGGAGGGGCUCCUACCAUGAUCCCUGGACGUAUUGGUGGGAAUUCUACUGCGGCUUUGCCAACUAUCGACACGAAGUCUUGCAUUGCUGACUUCCGCACGAAUCCCUUCGUGGGAACGGAAGAGUACAUUGCACCCGAAGUCAUCAAGGGCUGUGGUCAUACUAGUGCUGUCGACUGGUGGACUUUGGGUAUCUUGAUCUAUGAGAUGCUUUAUGGCACUACCCCAUUCAAGGGCAAGAAUCGUAAUGCAACAUUCGCCAGUAUCCUACGAGAUGAAGUAUCAUUCCCUGAGCAUUCGGGCGCUCAGCAAACAUCCACGCUGUGCAAAUCCCUUAUCCGAAAGCUGCUGAUCAAAGACGAGACCAAGCGUCUCGGUGCUCGUGCUGGGGCGUCUGACGUGAAGACUCAUCCAUUCUUUCGAACAACCCAAUGGGCUCUCAUUCGUCACAUGACCCCUCCCAUGAUCCCACACCAGGGCCGUGCUGGAACCGACACGGUCAACUUCCGUAACGUCAAAGAAAGUGCCAGUGUGGAUAUUGGCGGUCCGCCUGAUGCCAAGAUGAAAGGGGUUCCUAUGGAUUCAGGCCUGGCAACCCCCAAUGGCGAACUGAAUGAUCCGUUUGAGGAAUUCAAUAGUGUCACCCUUCACCACGAAGGGGACCACUGA